Messenger RNA from Zasmidium cellare ATCC 36951, 1191 nucleotides. RefSeq lists its product as uncharacterized. Bases 1 to 1191 code for a protein of 396 amino acids. NCBI's taxonomy places the organism in Eukaryota, Fungi, Ascomycota, Dothideomycetes, Mycosphaerellales, Mycosphaerellaceae. The transcript has a single exon. The record is from RefSeq and is a predicted model, not a curated record.
AUGAUCAUGGAGAACCCGGAUACGUAUUUGUUCGUUGCGGUCAACGACCCUGGUGAUAAGGCUUCAGGGUCGGAGUUGGCCAGACCGUUUGUCAUCAGAUCGCGAGGUGAAAAGUCACCACCACAGCAUUACGUGUCAAGGACGCCGACGAUAAGGAAUGCACCUAGAUUCGAGCCUGUUCGGGACUCAUUGGAACUGCUGCAAGCUGCAAACAUCCCCGACCAAGCAAGAGUACAGGAAAGCACCACUUCGAACCAACUACCAUCGUGGACCUUCCUCACAGUCGAUCCGGCUACGGCACAGCCCACCAAAUCAGCAAGACACAACAUCCGAGCCCAUGUGGCGAGACGACAGCAUCGACAGCGUCGUGAACAAGAGGCACUGAAGCGUACAGCCUCUGAGAAUGAGGUUCCAAGAAGGGACGGGCUAUCGUCCACAACAAACUCACCACCCAGCCUCCUCUCAAGUCGACGCUCCUCUGCCUCCCGCAUCGAAACUCUGACCAGACCUCCUACCCGCAACACCAAUCCCCCAGCAGCCGUGACCACAUCAAAUAGCACCCUUCUACUAAACCCCUCCGACCCCGCCGACCAACUCCACCUCUACGCCCGCUCCCUCUCCACCAACGUCCCCCAGCUAUGGACCUGCUACCUGUGGCAAGAACGCCAACACGGCCUGCUGUUCCACGCCCAAUUCUCCCGCUUCAAAGGCUGGGGGCCGAAGUACCUGCACCCUCUAAUCCUCACGAACCACGCCAUCCUCGCCACAACGGUCCUCUUCACGGGCUGCUUACUCCGGCACCACGCGGGCGAAACCCCCAUCCUCAGCGACGACAUCCUCGCAUUGCGAUCCAGGACGUACGGCCUCGUGCAAUCCGCCAUCGACGCCGAAUCCUCCCAACUCGCCGACUGCACAAUCCUCGCGGUCCUCAAACUCGCCCUCUUCGAAGCCAUCUUCGGCCAGCUCGAAGCCUACCGCGUUCACAUGCAGGGACUCGCGCGGAUGGUUGCGCUGAGGAAUGGGUGGGAGGGUUUGGGGAUGGAUGGGUAUUUGGCGCAUUUGUUGAUGUGGUUUGAUGCGAAUCUGGCGCGAGCGACGAGGAGUCGGAGGUUUUUGGAGGGGACGGGGAGAGGGGAGCUGGAGGAGGCGAGGGCGGAUGAGGGGGGGUGUUUGUGCUGGGGGUUGAGUUGA